AUGUGGCAUUAUCCGCAACAUCACAUACCCAUUCACUGGCGGGGACCGGCCCUCCACUGUGGCCUCCCCGAGUUCACACUCACGUGCCGAGACAACGCCUUCCCAGAGUUCACCAGCAACUCGGUCACCUACAGAGUCCUCCAACUCGACCAAACUCGGAAUACCAUGAAUCUGUCCCGUUCAGACCUUUACAACAACACCUGCCCUUCUGAAUUUCACAAUUCUACUCUCAAUUCUACACUUUUUGACGAUGAAGGGAUGGAAAACGAAGUUCUCAACUUAAUCUACGGCUGCAAUACAUCGGUCAUGCCCUUGAGACCUUACAAUCUUUUCAGCUGCAAUUCGAGUGGUGAUAAUUUCAACAAUGCUUUUUAUUUAAUCGGGCCGGUGCCAAAUGACCCUAUAUUGAGGAUCAUAUACUGUAAUGUGAGUAUUUCUGUUCCAAUUUUGAGGGCUGCGGGUGAUAGGCUAACUGGAUUGAAUAUCAGCCUUGAGGAGGCCUUAAUGCAGGGUUUCAGUGUGAAUUAUAGCGAUCCAUAUGAGAGUAACUGUUCUGAGUGUAAUAGAUUUGGCGGUCAAUGCGGGUUUGAUUCGGGUUUAGGUCAACCCGUUUGUAUUUGUGGCGAUAGGCCUUGUCCCUUUGCUUUGACACCUCCUCGAAAUGAUUCAGUACCUUCACAAGCUCCAGGGAGUGGGAGUCGUAAAAAUAAAACGGGAAUGAAUGUCGGCCUUUCCAUAGCAGGUGCAGUUCUUGCUGGUGUUGGCUUAGGUUGGUUAAUUUUCCACUAUAGGCAGAAGAAAAAACAACGUCUUGCCGCACAAUCUACGGAAACUAUGAGCAAGGACCUUCUACAUCCUCCAAGCAAAAGCAUCUCGACUCCCCCUUCGUCUACGUUUACCAGAAGCAUCCCCUCUUAUCCCUCUUCAAAAUCCGACUUUGGUAGGACCAGUUCCUACUUCGGUGUGCAGGUCUUCAGCUAUAAUGAACUUGAAGAAGCUACCAAUAAUUUUGAUCCUUCUAGAGAACUAGGAGAUGGUGGCUUUGGGACUGUAUACUAUGGGGUGCUAGCUGAUGGUCGUGUAGUUGCUGUCAAGCGCUUAUACGAGAACAAUUUCAAGCGUGUAGAGCAGUUCAUGAAUGAAGUUGAGAUCCUUACUCGGCAUCGCCUCGAUAUUAACUUGGCUAACAUGGCGGUCAACAAGAUUCAAAAUCGCACAUUGCACGAGUUAGUCGAUUUGAGUCUUGGAUUUGAGACGAACAGUGUAGUGAGAAGGAUGGCUACAUUAGUCGCAGAGUUAGCUUUUCGGUGCUUGCAACAGGAAAGAGAUAUGAGGCCUUCAAUGGAAGAAGUACUGGAGGUUUUGAGAGGAAUUCAGAACGGAGAUUUGAACGCUCACAAGGUAGAGGUUGUCGAUAUUUUGAUAGACGGCGAGGUUGGACCAUUGAAGGGUAGUGUUGCUCCUUCAUCACCGGAUUCUGUCAUCACUGAUAAAUCGGUUAGCACCUCUACACCUAAUUCUAGUGGAUGA
This is a messenger RNA of Fraxinus pennsylvanica, 1530 nucleotides long. The record is from the annotation of a GenBank genome assembly. Lineage: Eukaryota; Viridiplantae; Streptophyta; Magnoliopsida; Lamiales; Oleaceae.